ACAUAACAUAAAUUCUCCUUGAUCUCUGUGUGAUCGAUUUCUUCUUCCAUUCGUAUUUUCUUUCUUUUCGAUGUUUCAUUCAACCUACAAGCACAGAUUUCAGUGUUCACCAAAAUCAAUGGGUAAAAUUGUUGGUGUCGGUUUCCGUCCUACGGAACAAGAACUCGUCGAUUUCUACCUCAAACACAAGUUGCUGGCUGAUGAUUCCCGUGUCGACGUUAUCCCUGUCAUUGAUCUCUGCCAAGUGGAACCUUCCGAUGUACCAGGGAUACUUGCAAAAUCACGGAUACGAUUUGGUGACCCAGACUGGUUUUUCUUUAGUCCGGUCGAUUUCAAGUAUGCAAACAGUAAAAGGGUUAACAGGAAAACCGAGAAAGGAUUCUGGAAAGCCACUGGAAAAGAUCGUGAUAUUAAGAGCUGGAACAACAACACACUGAUUGCCACUAAGAAGACUCUUGUAUACUACACAGGAAGUGUUUCCUGUGGUGUCAAGUCCAUCUGGGUUAUUCACGAAUAUCACGCUGUUACCUUUCAUGAAAGCAAGAGGUAUUUUGUUUUAUGCCGCUUGAUGAGGAAAUCUGGGAAAGCAAUUGAAGGGGGGACCGAUCCAGUAGUCUGUGGUGAAGAGGAGCCCAGUGAACUCAAUGUUUCUGACUACGAAAAUCAGGCAACAUCUGGAGGUACGGUUACAGGAGCUGAACCAAUCUUUCAGGCUAACUCUCAGUCAGAGACAUACAUCUCCCAAAUACCACAGUCUUCAACAGAAGAAGCAUCAUCUUUUCCAGAUUAUUCAUUAAACAAUGCCUAUUUUAGAAAUGAAAAUUGUUUUAUACAAUUUUCAUCUAAAAUUACGAAGGAGAAUGAGUUCCUAAAGGAUGAGUUCCUAAAGGAUGAGUUCCUAAAGGAUGAGUUCCUAAAGGAUGAGUUCCUAAAGGAUGAGUUCCUAAAGGAUGAGUUCCUAAAGGAUGAGUUCCUAAAGGAUGAGUUCCUAAAGGAUGAGUUCCUAAAGGAUGAGUUCCUAAAGGAUGAGUUCCUAGCUGACGAAAAUUUAGACAUCGAAGAAGAUAAUACUUAUCCUUAUCUCAAUAAUUCUUUUUCAAAGGAUAUAAAUAUUGUGGAUAGUUUAUCUAUUUACAAUGAUUAUUUUAACAAUGAGGAAUAUCAUUCAUCAAAAAGAUUUAAAUUAUCACAAGAUGUUAUUGAUGAUGCAUCAUCAAAUCAAGAAAUAAAAAAGAGUACGAUUAUAGAUAAUUUUUGUGGAAUGGAAUCAUCUUCUUGUGACUCGUAUUCAAAUGAAGCUUUGGAGAUCAAUUAUACUGAAAUUUCUAGUUCGCAGUCUAUUUCAUGAAGAAAAGAAAAAUCAUCAAAUAUGAUACAAUUUAUAAGUUACGGUAAUUUAUGUAUUUAGGUAAGUGUUUGCUGUUACGUAUGAAGAGAAUAUCUGUUAUAUGUAAUCAAUAACAUGUAUAGUUUACUUGCAUUUUCUGGACAAAGAAUCCUCUCUGAGACUGUUGUCCUUGAUAUAGGAAAGUGUAUUGGUUUAACGAUGUAUUGUGUGCAAUUUCAGAGUUGAAUUAUAUAGUUUGGUAGUUUUUCUAGAGUGAGAAAGAAGGAACUUUAAAUUUAUGAAGACUGCAGUUAUCACCCCUGUAUAACUGAACAAAGGAUUGUGAAAGUUUUUUUCAUCUGACUCAUACUUAGUUGAUGGUUGCUUUUCUGCAGCAAGCAUGCCUAAUGAAAAGGAGAUUUUUCGGAAAAUAAA
Molecule: messenger RNA, 1762 nt
Organism: Vigna radiata var. radiata (mung bean)
Lineage: Eukaryota; Viridiplantae; Streptophyta; Magnoliopsida; Fabales; Fabaceae
Product: NAC domain-containing protein 71
Exons: 6
Coding region: 71-1348 (425 amino acids)
Biological process (GO): regulation of DNA-templated transcription
Molecular function (GO): DNA binding
Source: RefSeq, a predicted model, not a curated record